Molecule: messenger RNA, 1275 nt
Organism: Parnassius apollo (apollo)
Lineage: Eukaryota; Metazoa; Arthropoda; Insecta; Lepidoptera; Papilionidae
Source: the annotation of a GenBank genome assembly
AUGUUUUUACAAAAGAAUUCACACUGUAUCCACAUUAUUGGUGGAGACUUCAAUGGUUGGCAUCCUUUGUGGGGUUCACCUCGAGCCAACCGACGAGGAAAUAGCAUUGUAGAUCUUAUCACAACUAAUAAUCUCAUUAUUUGUAAUUCUGGUAGUCAUCCAACUUUUGAAACUAUAACUCAUGGCAUACAUCGGGAAUCGAUUAUUGAUCUCACGCUCACACUCAACUCGCCACCAAAUCAAGUACUAAACUGGAAAAUUACCAAAGACCCAAGUCCAUCAUCAAGUCAUAAUGAGCUCGAAAAUUACGUGUCAAAAUUAACUUUAGCUAUACAAAAUGUCUGCAAGAAGUUAUUUUCACAAAAAUGCAAUUUCACACAGAGAGCCCCGUGGUGGAGUGAUAAACUAGAGGAGUUAAAACAAAAAGUAUUAAAGAAUCAUCACAAACUACAGAAAUUAAAACGCGGCAAAAAAUCCCUGACGGAGGCAUUAAUUGAAAAGGAAUCACUAAAAAAUGAAUAUUCACAAGCAAUCAGUGCUGCAUCUACAGAACACUUCAGAGAAUUUUGUAACAAGCAAGGAAAGGAGGACGUUUGGAGUGUUACGAACAGGUUGCUUAAAACAACACCUUUAUCACAACCUCCUUCAACCCUCAAAAAUAAAUCUGGACAUUACACCUGUACUACCCAAGAGACCGCUGAAACUUUUCUUAAGGAAUAUUUCCCUGAAGAUGAACCCGACACAGAUCCACGGCACAUUAAAAUAAGAAAACUCUCCGAAAAAAUACCAGAAACACCACCAGAGCCCUUAUUCACAACAGACGAAGUGCUACAUGCACUGGCUUCCAUGAACCCUAAUAAGGCACCAGAAAUAACCAAACACCAACAAACAUCUAAAUUCCUCCCAAAUGAUAUACAAUUAGAAAUUCCUGCUGCACCAGCGGAACUCCUGCACCCAUCUGAAAGAAUAGCAAUAAAGUUUCUUGAAGUCACAUGCCAGGAAGAAAUUGAACAACAGGAAAUUUCAGCGUUCAAAAAUUAUAAUCCUGAAACUACACCAUAUGAUAGCCCUGGUCGAGCCCAUCAAAACGAGCCCGGGUGCGGAGCUGUAGGCCCAUGCGUUCGGGAGUUACAGCGCAUUAACCCUAAUUUUGGCGGCCAUCUUGUUCGAAAACCAUUAUUUGAAAGCGCUGUAACUUGGGAACAUAUUGGGCUAGGUAUACCGAGUUGGGGUUCCUUGAAUAGGGCUCGAGGAGUGCUGUUAGGUGGUGUUUAG